Messenger RNA from Mercurialis annua (annual mercury), 923 nucleotides. Its product is annotated as glyoxylase I 4-like. NCBI's taxonomy places the organism in Eukaryota, Viridiplantae, Streptophyta, Magnoliopsida, Malpighiales, Euphorbiaceae. The record is from RefSeq and is a predicted model, not a curated record. The transcript has 3 exons. The coding region runs from base 98 to 718 and encodes 206 amino acids.
CCAAUAAGCUAAAGGUUUAAUCAUAGUUGGCAUAUACUCCAAAAUCUAUAGCUCCAACUCCAAAUAUUUGGUAAGGAGACUUUUAGAAAGAAAAAAAAUGGGAAAUAUUGGAGAAAUAGAGGAAAUAGAGAAAUGGAUUUCAUCACCAAAUUCAAAUAAAAGACCAAUGCCUCUUCUAUCACUAAACCAUGUCUCAUUUGUGUGCAAAUCAGUGCAUGACUCUGUCAAAUUCUAUGAAGAUGUUUUGGGUUUUGUACUCAUCAAAAGACCUUCUUCUUUCAACUUUGAAGGAGCUUGGCUGUUCAACUAUGGUAUUGGAAUCCAUUUACUUGAAGCAGAAGAAACCACAAACAAGAAAGGUCCGAUCAACCCAAAAGACAAUCACAUUUCAUUUCAAACCUCAGACAUGGAUCUUGUAAUGACAAAACUAAAGGAAAAUAAGAUUGAGUGUGCCACAGCCGUUGUGGAAGAAGGCGGCAUCACCGUUGAUCAGCUCUUCUUCCAUGAUCCUGAUGGCUAUAUGAUUGAGAUUUGCAACUGUCAAAAUCUUCCUGUUCUUCCUCUUUCUGCUUGCCCUAUUAAGCUACCGAAACCGAAUGCCAACCUCAAAUCGUCAUCGUUCUUUGAGAAGAGUAGCUGGGAGAUAGCAUGCUCAAGAGGAGUUGCAGCUCUGAUGAUGGAGAAUUUGGUGGCAAACAUGAUGGACAUAUCCUUCUAAGAAACUAUAUAAGAGAGUGAUCAAAAUGCAAGUUUUGAUGUUGAAAUAGAAAUAAAUAAUAAUAAAAUUGUUUUUCUUUACAUGUUAUGUAAAAAGAAGGGUGAAAUUAAGCUUGUAAUGUGAUGAGUAGAAUCAAUCUUAGAUUUUGGUUGUGAUGAGUUAUCUUUUUAAGUUCCAUUCAAAUACUAUGCUUCUUAUUUGGUUA